This is a messenger RNA of Trichomonas vaginalis G3, 1371 nucleotides long. Its product is annotated as cysteine proteinases family. The record is from RefSeq and is a predicted model, not a curated record. The transcript has a single exon. Bases 1 to 1371 code for a protein of 456 amino acids. Lineage: Eukaryota; Parabasalia; Trichomonadida; Trichomonadidae.
AUGCUUUUGUUAACUUGCUUCGCUCGAUCUCUCAAGAAUUCAGAUCCCCUCAUCACGCAGGAGAUUGUUGAUGCAAUUAAUAAUGAUCCUAAUGCACCAUUCAAAGCAAAACUUUAUCCAAAGUUUGCAAAGAUGACUGUUGGUGAUGCAAGGCGUUUCUUGUCACCAGUUCGCCCUCCACCACAAAAUCAAGGUUCAGCUGUUCCAGUUGGUGCUAACGAAGAAUUUUUCAACUGGGUGGAUAAAAACUACAUUACAGGGCUCACAAACGUUGCUGCUUAUCCAAAUGAUGUUAAUGCUUCUAAUCAAAAUUCAAAGAAUUAUUCAGGAACCCAACCAGGCAGAUCUAUUUAUCCUCACGUCGAGAAAGUUAAGUUCCCGGUUUUUGAUGUUACAAAGUUAUGCAGCUCUUGGGCACCAGCAGUUACAUCUGCAAUGACAAUCUCUGUUUCACGCUGGGCCGGCGAAUUUGUCAACUUCUCUCUUCAGUACGUUCUUGACUGUGACAUACUUGGCGAUUCUUGCGUUGAACGUACUCCACUUAAUGCAUACCAACUCUUCUGGACAUAUCAUCCACCAGACUUCGAUAGCUGGGAUAAACCAGGCGAUGAACACUCAGAAAGAACUUCAUAUAUGCAAGCACCACGUUCUGAUUUCAAUAGAGAAAACUGUGCUGACAACAGGUGCUAUCCAGGUUUGACAAACUGCAAGCGUCACUGGGCACUUACUGGUAGUUGCAAUCCAGGUGAUGCAGAAACAGGUUGUCCAAUCUACUUCCUUUACAACUGGCGCUGGAUCAAAUCUCAUCUUUGGGAAGUUGGUGCUGUUACUUCUUCUAUCACUGUUUACAGAUCUCUCUUUACAUACAACGGAUCUGUUUACUCAGGCUACUUCAAACCUGAUACAGGAGACACAGUUGUUGGUAAUAACACAGGAUGGGGUCAAAUUCUUGGUAUGCUAGAUGUAACGAUUGUUGGUUGGGGCCAGACAAAGCUUAAUCUCUCUACUGACAGUUCUUUAAACACUCAGAGUCUUCAGCGUUGGUGGUGGGUCAUUCCACACUUUGGAAGUGAUUUCGGCAUUCAUUACGAUUUUUGUAAAGGUGAUACAAAUUGCAAGACAAACAAAACUGCAAUUUCCCACGAAAAUGAUCAAAUCAAGUUAGCCAGCGACUCAGGCCAACUUUAUAUCACAGGUCUUACAGAUGAUUGGCAAGAUGGUACCACAAACAAAAAAGGUUUCAUGCAAUUCAAUCGCAGAUUUGACGACUGCAACAUUGAAUCACAAGCAGUUGGUGCUGUUCCAUAUAACUUUGUUCCACUUCCACACAGAACACCAUCUCCAACAGAAGAUGAAUCAUCUGGUAAUUAA